Molecule: messenger RNA, 6388 nt
Organism: Episyrphus balteatus (marmalade hoverfly)
Lineage: Eukaryota; Metazoa; Arthropoda; Insecta; Diptera; Syrphidae
Gene: Fs(2)Ket
Product: importin subunit beta
Exons: 6
Coding region: 300-2954 (884 amino acids)
Biological process (GO): protein import into nucleus
Cellular component (GO): nucleus; cytoplasm
Molecular function (GO): nuclear import signal receptor activity; small GTPase binding
Source: RefSeq, a predicted model, not a curated record
AUAUACGUUAAAUUUUUUUUUACUUCGAAAUUUUUCUCAGUGGCUUCCAUGUGGAAGUAUCAUAGCCGGUCCUCACUCGAUAAAAAGAAAAACCACACAAAAAAGUACAAUUAACAAUCGACUUAAAUUACAUUAAAAAUAUCUUCAAAUCUAACGCAACACACAAGUGAUUAUCGAGAGUGAUUUCAAAAAAAAAAAUCAUUCUCAAUAAAUUUCCAACAAAUCAAAAAAACUAAAUCGAACAAAUUCUAUAAAAGACCAAAAAAGAAGAGAAGAAGAAAAAAAUCUACACAAGCAAAAUGAAUAUGCAAGUAAACCUGCAACUUAUACAGAUUUUGGAGAAAACCAUUUCACCUGACAAAAAUGAACUGCUAUCGGCGAAGAACUUCCUGGAGCAGGCAGCCGAAACAAAUCUGCCUGAAUUUCUCAAGGCAUUGUCAGAUGUCCUUGUAAAUGUUAGCAAUAGUGCUGUGGCACGUAUGGCAGCUGGUCUGCAAUUGAAAAAUCAUUUAACCAGCAAAGAUAAGGCAACCAAUGUGCAGUACCAAGAGAGGUGGCUUCAAUUUCCUGAGGAAACGCGUGAAUAUAUUAAAAAGAAUAUUCUGUGCUCCUUGGGUACAGAAAAUACUCGACCAUCAAGUGCAGCACAGUGUGUUGCAUAUGUUGCCGUAACUGAACUUGCUAACGGUCGAUGGGGAAUACUCAUUAGUACUUUAGUGAAUAAAGUUGUUACCGAAGGUUCUAGUGAAACUGAUAGAGAAGCAGCUCUUGAAGCUAUUGGCUACAUCUGUCAAGACAUCCAACCUGGAGUACUUGAACAUCAAGCAAAUCAGAUCCUCACAGCAAUUAUUCAUGGAAUGCGCAAACAAGAAUCUAGUAACCACGUUCGCUUAGCUGCCACAACAGCUCUACUCAAUUCAUUAGAGUUCACAAAAGCCAACUUUGAAAAAGACACCGAACGUAAUUUCAUCAUGGAAGUUGUAUGCGAAGCAACGCAAUCCCAAGACACUCAAAUCUGUGUUGCUGCCAUGCAAUGUCUGGUUAAGAUUCUCUCUCUCUACUACCAAUACAUGGAGCCAUACAUGGGACAAGCCUUGUUCCCAAUUACACUCGAAGCUAUGAAAUCCGAACACGAUCAGAUUGCAUUGCAGGGCAUUGAAUUCUGGUCGAACGUUUGUGAUGAAGAAGUCGACUUGGCGAUAGAAUCGCAAGAGGCUAUCGAUGCUGGCAAAACACCAACGCGUGUCUCAAAACAUUAUGCUCGUGGUGCUCUGCAAUAUUUGACCCCAGUAUUGAUGGAAAAAUUGACAAAACAAGAUGAAUGCGACGACGAAGAUAAUUGGAGUCCAUCGAAAGCGGCUAGUGUGUGUUUAAUCCUGUUGGCAACGUGUUGCGAGGAUGAAAUUGUGCCACAUGUGCUUCCAUUUAUCAAGGAAAAUAUCGAAUCACCCAAUUGGAGGUUGCGUGAUGCUGCCGUUAUGACAUUCGGUUCCAUUUUGAGUGGUGUUGAGUCGAAUACAUUGAAGACUCUGGUUGAACAGGCUAUGCCAACACUCAUUCGAUUGAUGUACGAUUCGAGUGUUGUUGUUAGAGAUACAACCGCCUGGACUUUUGGAAGGAUCUGCGAUAUUAUCCCAGAAGCAGCUAUCAAUCAGAAAUACCUAAACACACUGUUGGAAUGUUUCAUCAAAGGUCUCAAGGCCGAGCCACGUGUAGCAACAAAUGUUUGUUGGGCUUUUAUUGGACUUUCCGAUGCGGCUUAUGAAGCAGCAGAAGGAGCCGAUGGAGAGACUCCACAAACGUAUUGCUUAUCACCAUACUUCGAAUACAUCAUCACCCAAUUGUUGGAGACAACCGAUAGGGCAGACAGUGCUCAUGCCAAUUUGCGUGCUGCAGCUUAUGAAGCUCUUAUGGACAUGAUCAAAAACUCACCAGUUGAUUGCUACGUAAUUGUUCAAAAGACAACAAUUGUCAUUUUGGAGCGACUGAAUCAAGUCCUACAAAUGGAAGCCCAUCUUUCAAACCAAAAUGAUCGUAGCCACUUUAAUGACAUUCAAUCUCUGUUGUGUGCAACUUUGCAAUCGGUUUUGCGUAAGGUUCGCGAAGAGGAUGCUCCCAAAAUUUCCGACGCUAUUAUGACUGCAAUUUUGACCAUGUUCAGUUCAUCGUCGAGUAAGGUUGGUGGUGUUCAAGAAGACGCCUACAUUGCUGUUUCCACUUUGGCUGAGUUGUUGGGUCUGAAGUUCCUCAAAUACAUGGAAGCUUUCAAGCCAUAUUUGUUCAUGGGUCUUAAGAACUACCAGGAAUAUCAAGUAUGUUGUGCUGCUGUUGGUUUAACUGGUGACAUCUGUCGUGCCCUCAAAGCUCACGUUAUUCCAUUUUGUGACGAGAUUAUGUCAACUCUGUGUGACAAUUUGAGUCAGCCAACUCUUCAUCGCUCAGUUAAGCCACAAAUUCUAUCUGUGUUUGGUGAUAUGGCCUUGAGCAUUGGCACUGAGUUUGUCAAAUACCUUCCAGUUGUUUUAGAAAUGUUGUUGCAUGCCUCUCGUGUCCAGGUUGAUCAAAAUAGCUACGAUAUGUUGGAAUAUUUGAAUGAAUUGCGUGAGAGUGUACUUGAAGCUUAUACUGGAAUCUUGCAAGGUUUGAAGGGUGCCGAUCAUAAACCCAACCCAGAAGUUCGACACAUGGAAUCUCACAUUGGUCAUAUUAUUGCGUUUAUCAAAGCCAUUGCACAAGAGGGUGAUAUGUCUGAUUCGAUUGUGGCAAUUUCCGCUGGUUUGAUUGGUGAUUUAUGUACGGCAUUUGGACCACAGUUGUAUCCUCUGUUGGAAGAUAUGACAAUAAGUCAAUUCCUUGCCGAUGGCAAACGUUGCAAGGCGUCCCGCACAAAAUCACUUUGCAGUUGGGCGAGUAAGGAAAUAAAGAAAUUGCGUGACGUCCCUCCGACCGAGUAAACGUUGUAAAUUGAUAUUUCAGAAUUUACAAACAAAACAAAUGCAUUAUACAAAAACUAAAAAAAGUAAAAAUAACUCACAAAAUGCAUCUCUCAAAAAAACACUGUAUUUACUUCCAAAAAAACAUCUUAAAAACAAAAAAAGAAAAAAAAUGGAAGCAACAGUGUGUAUUUCGAUUAAUUGUACAACAUCUUAUUCUCGUCAUAAGAUCGACGAUGUUAGGUUUAUUUUUAUCAUAAUCAUUAUUUUUUUCACAUAGUUCUAGUUUAUAUAAUUGUUUAAUUAUUAUUUAUAUAUAUAUUUUGUUUCUUUUCAUUAAGCAAUUUCUAUUUUUGCAAGUAAAUUAACAUUAUUUUGAAAAUUCUUCCUCCCCUUCCCCCUUUUUCCCGAAAAGAUAUAAAUAGAAUGUUUUUCCCUAAAUUAAAUAACUCUUAACAAUAACAAAAAAAAACAUAACUUAUUGAUAUUUAGAUAAACAAAUUGUAAAUUAACUAUUUAUCGCCUCCAUUUUAAAACGAAAAGCCAAAAAAGAAUAAUUUAAAAGCUUUGAAAGCUUAAACAAAAUUUAAUUUUUUUCCUUUUUUUUUUAAUUUUCCAUUCUAAUCUAUUUCAAGAAAAAAAAAACCCAUACAACAUAGAACGAAAGAAAAACAAAAAUAUGAAAACAAAACAACAACAACAACAAAAAAAAAAAUUAACAAUUAUAUAUUUAAUCAUAAUUAAAUUUUUAAGCAAAAUUUUAAGAUAAAUAAUAAUUAAUAUUAACACCUUUUGUGUGAAUGUUAUUAUCGUGCGAAUUUAUCUGCCAUUUCUCUUUCUUACGUUUGUUUGAAUUCUUUAUUAUGUGUAUUUUUAGUUUGUUUCUUCUUCUACGAAAUGAUUGCAACGAUUUUUUAAGUUUUUUGAAUUUUUUCAUUUAGAUUCUUACUCUAAAACAUUCUUGGGACGUCGAGUGUGUUUGAGAUGAAUUUUUCUGCGUUUGUUUAAUUUCUAAUUUGUGUGGUUAAGGUUCUGCUAUGUUGCUUUGACACAUGAAAAACAACAACAAAAAUUACCAAAAUGUAUAUCAUUUUCCAUAUAUGUAAUAAGAAACAAAAACAAAAAAAAAAAAAAACAUUGAAAGUAAAUGUGGUUUACAAAACUAUAAAUUUAAUAUUAUGAAUGUGAGACUGAUUCUUUACAAUUUUCGUAUGCCGUUUUUAAGCGUAUUUGUGACGAGUGUGGAUUUUGUGUGAAUGUGUAGUGUGUGUGCGUGUGUGUGUUUUUAUUUUUUUUUAAUGUGUGCAUGAGUGAAUGGUGUCUUUUGAAUGCUUUUUUUUAAGUUUUUGAUUUGUGAAGUGUGAGCUUUGUGCCUGGGUUGGAAAUGUUUCCUUUGAAGAAGUUAGUUAUUCUCGACUAAAAUUCGGCGAAAAUCUACAAAAUUUGAUAUUUGUCAUUAUCUUUGAGCGAAAGUAUCAUAUUUUGAAGUGAAUUACAAUCCAAUUAAAAUCAAUCCAUUUUAAGAAUGAUUUCGCUGUCCCGAUGUGUAUCACAUCCGUGAGCUUUUUUUUUUAUUGUUUUUUUUUUUGCCAAGUAUACAUUAUUCUUUUUUAAACUCAUAACGUUAUUAUGUUUGCUCUACAGCGAAUUAAGAUCCUUUUUUUUUUGUUUUUUAUUCCAAUCUCGCAUUUCUACGACAGGAGUCUAAGUAAGAAUUUUUUACUGUUUCCUGUUAAGAAUUGUUAUCCUCCAGAAAUAUUUUAUUGCUAAUAUAUAUCGUGAAUCUCUUUCCGAACUAUUUUCUGAGGAAUGCAAUUAAUUGACAGUAAAAUAUAUUCCCGAUUCCAAUAACUUCCGAGAAAAGCUUUUGUGCUGCACGUGCUUCUCGCAGUGAGCGUAAAUAGAUUAUCCCUUAUUGAAACAUUCGCUUUGGGAUCUAGUUUAAUCCCCCAAUACUUAAUUUGCUAUCGUGAACCACUCCUGUACUUGCAACGGCCGCAAUGAUUUCUUUCUAGAAUCGUCGUAUGACGAUUGUCAACUAUCAAUUGAUAUUUGAUUUGAUGUUCAAAAGAAGAGCUUUCCCGACUUUUUAUUGAUGACCUUAAGAAAAUCCAAAAUGCAAACAAUCGUUUCAAGUAGCAUUCAAUAGUCAAAAGCCUAUCUGGAUUGUCAUGGGUGUACUUCAUUCCAAAAAAUCGACAAAAAUUCGAUAUGUAGAAGAUUGGACGGCUUAUAAUACGAAUCCCAAAAUAAGCGGGCUGUGUGACGCCGCGUGUCAUUCUGCUGAAACCCAAAAACGUCCAAGUCCAUGUCUUCAACUCCUUUUGAAGCGUUGACUUUUACUCGAAAUGGUGUUUCCAGCUUUGGGCCAUUAUGUAACAAGUAUAAAUUAUGCACUUUACAAUGGAAUUGCUUAUCGACAUCAUCAUGCGGGCAUGGCGAUUUAUAUCACUCUCUCUGCCUUUGGCGAAAACUUCAACUGCUUUUAUCUCAGAUGGCCAUUUUGAGAGCUUCUUCAUUGAAACAUUGUUAAAUCAGACGAAUUUUGUGGCCAAUACCAAUUGUCCAAAAGACAUUGGGCUUCCCGCGAAGCGCUGAAUUCAUAAUAUAAAUUUUCUGUUGACUUUCCUUUAUCAAUCAAUUGUCUCCAUCAAUUUGACCCAUCCACAUCGACGAUAUUCACUUCGAAACUUGAUAUACUGAGAAUUUCCCUCACCUAUUGGGAACGUGUUCUUCACACCUCAAAAUAUGAAAUAAAAAUUAAAUAAAUAAAAUAAGAUAUUUUCCAAGGACACAUUUCCAGCUUUAGUUACAAGUAUAUUUAUGAAUGUGUGAAUAACUUUGUGAUGAAUUUUUGAAUGUUUGAAAGUGUGAAUCUCUGUAUAAUUUUUCUCUAUUUAUGACUGCGAUAUUUAAACCAAAAGUAAAAAAAAAAAAACAAUUAAUGAAUUCAUAAAAUGAAUGAAUGUUUUGUGAUAUGCAUUUUUACAUAAAACCAAUGAAUGUGUGAAAAUCAUUUAAAAUUUUCUUUUAAAUUGAUGAUCGAUUGUUUAUUAUGUAGUUUUAAUUUUCUUAGACAAAAAAAAAGAAAACAAAACUCUGAAAAGAAAAAAAUACCAAUAAAACAAUGACAAAAAAAAAAUUAAUGAAAUAAAGAGCAAGUGCUGUGAGUGAAUUAAUAAGUAUUGAGGAUAUUUUUAAUUUAAAAAAAAAGAAAACAACAAAAAUCAAUAAAUUUAAUUAAAUUAAGAAAACAUAAAUGUUAAAGAUUUUAAACGGAAUUGACAAACAAAAAAACACAAUUUUUCUUUUUUGUAUUUCAUUCCUACAUAAAUAAUUUAAAUUAAAACUUAAAAUAUCUUUUAACAAAAAAAUAAAUAUAUACGCUUAAGAGAGAGUAAAAUACAACAAAAUAUUAUUCAGGUAUAAAAAGACAACAGAAAAAAAAAACACAA